Molecule: messenger RNA, 1529 nt
Organism: Paraphaeosphaeria sporulosa
Lineage: Eukaryota; Fungi; Ascomycota; Dothideomycetes; Pleosporales; Didymosphaeriaceae
Exons: 2
Coding region: 1-1305 (434 amino acids)
Source: RefSeq, a predicted model, not a curated record
AUGCCUGUCUACCGCAGCAUCAGCCUCAAACUACAUUCCCAGUUUGAUAUCGAAACCUUCCCCGAAUACAUCCCCCGCCCGCGCUCUUUCUACGCAUCCCGCAACAUCCCCGUUCCCGUCUCCGCGUCCACCCCGCCCUUCGACGACGCCGCCACCUCUACCUGCAGCGUCUACAUCCGCGCUUUCCCCGCUUCCCAGUUCUGGCUCUCGUACGAGGUAUUCCCACCUGUCCCCGCGGACCAACACUUCCUGUUCAAGCUGUUCGCCAAUGGCAAGCAUGUGGUGAGCUGGAGUACCGGGAGAGAGGAGGGGUGGAAAGGGAAGACGAUGUUUGCGCUAUUUGAGGUGGAGGAUGAGAGCGGAAGGAAUAGGGUCGAGAAGAGGAUUUUGUGUUUUCCGAAGGGGGGUGGGGAUGAAGGUGGGGUGAAGGAAUGCUUUGAUGAGGGGAGGUGUUUGGAGGUGAGAGUGCAUCGGGCGCUGGGGAGGAAGAGGGUGGAGAGGGAGUUGGAGCUGUAUCGGGAGACGGAGCAUGGGAGGGAUGAGAAAGGGAUCAGUCUUGUUAACGCUGGAAUUGCGGGCUCGGGCCAUCCGAAGCGGUUCUACAAGUUCGCUUUAGUGGAUCCAGUGGACAAGCCGUAUGCGACGUUUCGUUACUACUACCGCACACGGGAGCAGAUCCUCGGGAUGGGCCUAUCAGAAGACGAUGUUAUUAAAGACAGUGAGUCAGACGAACUGUCAGUAAUCGAGCCGUGCAGUACAAAUAACAAACAGAGCGGCGAAGCAGGAGAUGAGAACGGUAUGGACAUCUAUGCGAGGCACGACGGAGCAGGUGACCCUCCCAGAAGCCCACACAAGACGUACAUUUCAACAGAGAGUCCAAGAAUCCGCGGCGGUGGAUCCAGCAAAGACCACGAUGAGCGUGACGCAGCACCUUCCCGUGUCGGCCGCGGUCGGACGCCCUCAGACUACCGUCUAUCAGUCCCACCUGCCUACAUCUUCAAUCCACCUCAGCCAUCGCAACGAGCAUUGCAAACGCUGCCGCAGAAGCGCGAUCCAGCUGCAGAUACUAGCUACCAGCCUCAUCCCGUCUACCCGAUCGACGAGUGGGAGAGGAAGACACCUAGUCCAGUGCAGUCACUCAGGAAGACCAUUUCCACGCCCACGUUCAGCCGCAGUACUAAGAGUCUACUGACGCCUACUGGGUGGUUCAAUGCGGUGGCGGGCGCGUGGCGGCGUCGAGCGACACCGUCGAGCGAUGAUGGUAGUAGAACUGCAUCGAGAAACGAUUCACGAGGCGUUCGUUAGGAGCUGAUGCGGAAGGUAUCUGUGAGGGAGGCCCUGGUGUGUUUAUUCCGAUCGUGGACUGAUGAAGAUGGUGUUUAUGGACGAAAUGCCAGGGUUGGAGGUUGUCUGCAAGGCACGCAGCGCUGGUUGGUCGGCCGUCCCACCCCGCACCAGACGUCUGGGGCUCCACAGUAGCUCCCCAUGUCGUCUCAUAGCUCUAGCUACGCGCGUCACGCCGUAACAAC